Molecule: messenger RNA, 4845 nt
Organism: Xyrichtys novacula (pearly razorfish)
Lineage: Eukaryota; Metazoa; Chordata; Actinopteri; Labriformes; Labridae
Source: the annotation of a GenBank genome assembly
GAUGCUUCUCAGACGGGAAGCACGACUGUUCACGACUUCUCCUCCAGCAGCAGCUGUGAAGUGGGACCUCUCUGUGGCAUCACGCACUCAACUCAGCGAGAAACGGCCAAAAUGUAGUGGAAAAGACGGACAUACGCCUCUUUCUGAAGGGAGGUGUAAAACUGAAGGUGCGGGAACCUUUUCACGUUGAGUUUACGCAGCGAGGACGCGCAGAGAUUCGUGCGUAAAAGUGAGAGGAAGAGCACAGGAACUUUUGUGUCGAAAGAGACGUUUUCUUGGAUGGAAUGGAUGCGUCAGUGCGCCUCUGGGACGUAAUAAAAGCUGACAGUUGAGGAACAAUCAUUUCCAGCUUCGUAGUUUAUGUCUGCUUUCCAGAGUUUGGCGACAGCAGCGGAGCGCAGCGCGCAGCGGGGCAGCAGAUGCUGGAUAGUGACUAAGCCUUACGGCUGGAAAGCUCAUGAAUUGAAUUUGUCUGGAGUGCAGACUUUAUGUAAGAAGUAGGACAAGCAUAACACCGCCCAGCUCGUUCUUCCCGUCAUGCGUAGAGCCGCUUCGCCGCCGUGCUAUGAUGAGAGACAUCAGCUCUGAGAGUCCAACCGUGGUGCAGAAAGUUGCAGCUAGCUGAUCCCACAGCUCCUGCAGCGGGAGUCGGUGGAAAGUUUGCGCGUUUACAUCCUUCUACCUCUAUUUGAUCAUGCACGAGGAGGGCGUCGAGUGCGCUGCGGCUGACAGCUGCUCGGACGGGGAGAGCAUCAGCCUCAGCGUGCUCAACUGGGAGCAAGUGCAGCGGCUGGACACCAUCCUCACCGGGUCCAUCCCCAUCCACGGCCGCUGGAGCUUCCCCACUCUGGAGGUGAAGCCGCGGGAUAUCGUCAAGGUGGUCCGGAGCCGCAUGGAGGAGAAGCGGAUACACGUCCGGGAGGUGCGCCUGAACGGCUCCGCGGCCAGCUACGUCCUGCACGAGGACAGCGGUCUGGGGUGGAAAGAUCUGGACUUGAUAUUCUGCGCCGAGCUGAAGGGAGAGAUGGAGUUUCAGAUAGUGAAGGAUAUCGUCCUGGACUCUCUGCUGGACUUCCUGCCCGAGGGGGUGAAUAAGGAAAAGAUCACACCGGUGACUCUAAAGGUAGUAUGUCUGUUUAUCAUCAACACAUGACUUAAAUGAGGAAUUAAGGUUUAUAUAUUUGCACUUUUCUUAACUCAUAAUUCUGCAGACUUUAUCCUCCAUCGUUACUUUACAUGCGCAAAUUACGCACGCACACUUCUGAACUUGUGCGCAACAGGUCAGCGACCGUGUUUCCUGUCUGCAGAUACUCUGACAUUUCACCUUAAGACAGCUUACAUAAACAAGCUGAGAUCUGGCCUGAAUACAGCCAACCCGCACUCAGAUAUAAGCCCUCAAAUAGUAAAAAGGUCGGUUUCCAAUUCAAAGAGGAUUCUGUCUAAUCCAAUUGGAGUCGGAUCCACAUUAAUAAGUCGGCCCUCAGUUACCUAGAUACCGAGGGCUACCCAGGGCUGCUAAUGGCCCACCAACAGACAUGACCGAGACUAAACACCAUUUAGAGAUUUGAAGUAACUAACAUGAAUGUCUCCAGAGGGGGGGAAAGUCUAUAAAGAAAAUAAACACUUAGAUUUUCAAGUUCAUGUGUUCAUUAUUCAUGUGAGUGUUGUCAGAGAGAAGCGUUGGUGUGAGAAGCAGCGCUGUCUCACAGCUGUGAAAGGAGGAAAUGAGAGGAGGAGGAGGAGUUGAAGUAAACACAGAGAGACGCAGAAGGUCUCUGUGAUGGAAAAAGAGAGGCUGACACAUUUUCUCUUCACUCUGGCCUUAUUAGGAUUUCUCUUUUGGAUAUCACAUUAAAUAAAUACUGAUAUACUCGACUGUCAGACACCUAUCAGGUCCGAGAAAGUUCUUCAUAUCUGAGCUGUUUCAUUAAACUGUCUGAUUUCAUGUUUUUCAGGAGGCCUACGUGCAGAAAAUGGUCAAAGUCUGCAACGACUCCGACCGCUGGAGCCUCAUCUCGCUCUCCAACAACCGCGGCAAGAACGUGGAGCUUAAGUUCGUGGAUUCCCUUCGGCGGCAGUUCGAGUUCAGCGUGGACUCCUUCCAGAUCCGCCUCGACUCCCUCCUCCUCUUCUACGAGUGCUCAGAGCACCCCAUGGCGGCCACCUUCCACCCCACGAUCCUCGGCGAGAGCGUCUACGGCGACUUCCCCACGGCCCUCGAUCACCUGCGCAAGCGCCUCAUCUGCACGAGAAGCCCCGAGGAGAUCCGAGGUGGCGGGUUGCUGAAAUACUGCCACCUGCUGGUGCGGGGAUUCCGCGCGGCUUCGGACAACGAGAUGAAACUGCUGCAGCGCUACAUGUGCUCGCGGUUCUUCAUAGACUUCCCCGAUGUGGGCGAGCAGAGGAGGAAGCUGGAGUCCUACCUGCAGAACCACUUUGUGGACCUAGAGGACAGGAAGUACGACUACCUGGCCACGCUGUACGACGUGGUGCAGGAGAGUACGGUGUGCCUGAUGGGCCACGAGAGGCGUCAGACGCUCAGCCUCAUCUCCUCGCUGGCGCUGCGGGUCCUGGCCAAGCAGAACGCCAUCCCCAACGCUGCCAACGUCACCUGCUUCUACCAGCCGGCUCCUUACGUCUCGGACGGCAACUUCAGCAACUAUUACGUCGCUCAGGUUCAGCCCGUCUACCCCUGCCCGCCCUCUCCUCCCCAGCAUUACCUUUCUCCGCUGCAACACCCCAUGUACGCCACCUGGUUGCCCUGUAACUAAACUCUGAGUAUGUUCGCGCACUUUGGCACGACAAACGGAACCCAUACUCUUAAAAAAAAAAGGGAAGAAUAACGACGAGGAAGAGGCAAAGAGAAUAACUGAAAGAAAGGAACAAAGGAAUGAGGACAAACUGGAGCGAGGCUGUGGACCGGGGAGAGGGUUUUCCCCGUCGUAGGGCGCCACAGCAGGAAGAGGAGAGUCGACCCAUCGGUUUUACGUCUCUGUCAUCCAGUUGGCUCAGCCUCAGAGUCACCAGCAGAGAGUGACGACGUCUCACCGGUACUCAAACUUUUAAAAACAUGCAAAAACUGAGAGGACACGUGAAGCGCUGAAGAUACUGAUCCGCGGUCGUCAAGCAACGCUGACUUUCUGACUCUGUCCGUGCACGCCAUGUACGCACCAUUUCAGACAAUGCAAAAGAGGAACUGGAUACUGUUUACAAAUCCAAAGAUCUACUUUGAUACCAAUCUUUCUUUUUUCUGGGGGGGAAAUGAGUCAACGAAGCAAUGCAUGAUUUAUUUCUGUACAGGAAUAAUUUUCUUUAAGUGCCUAGAUGAAGCCUAUAAGGGAAAACAGAUAUUUUAGAGAGCUGUUGAUUCGUCUCAUUGACAUGUUAAAGGUGAUAAUGAAUGUACUGUGGAACAGUUAGUUUACCUGCAGAGGAAGGUCUCUUACACUGAGGGAAAUUAGGGAUUUCUUUUUUGUUUUAACGAUGUUUAGCGAAGUCUCUGCUCUUAUCUGCCGUCCUGCUGGAAGAACACACAUCCUGAUUACUAAAGAGGAAGUAACAACAUAAUCUCAUCAUCUGCAGAGAGAGAGAGGCGGGGGUGGGGUGGGGGUGGAGGCUGAAUCAAAAAUGGUCGAUAGUCGAGUACACGACGAGGAAAUAAAGGAGAUUUGGCACAAAGGGAAAAAAUAACUUCUCUUAUCUGUGUUUGGAAGAUUGCGAAAUAGAGCCGAGAAGGCGCUGCAUGGUAACCAGAGAGGAGGAAACCUAAAUUAAACCGGAUUAAACCUGUCAAAGUGAGCAGAGAUGGAAAACUGCUCGAUUAAAACUGAUCUGUGGAGAUAAAAAUUCUCUUCUUUUUCUCACGAAAACCAAACGUUGUGCUUUUGUACGCUCCAGUAACAAUGAGGUGUUGUGUGUUAACAUUAACCUCUCUUUAAAAACUGAUGAUGUGAAGAUAGGACGUCUUUGCACAUGUCGUCUCUGCACGCGCAGUACAAACACGCAGACGAGCGCCGCUCUGUUGAACUUCUUGUGGUCAAAAAUGUCCACAGAGUCCACCUCUGAGUUUUGAUUACACCCUGAACUAAAAGUUGAGCAGGUUUGCAGAGUGUUUGAAAUGCUAAUACAUGAACAAUUACCUCUCUGGCGUAAAAAAAGGACGGGUGAUAUAACAGACGGUGUGUUUGUCAGAGGGGUGGAGGAUGGAUUGUGUGCACGGAUGUGGCAGCAGAGCAGCUUUUGAAUGUCAAGUUAAAAGUUAUGUUACUUGGAGAGUCAGAAACCAAAAGCCUCCCAGAUCCUCCGUAAACCCCGGGACCUUUAUCCAAUCAUUCUCUCUGUAUGUGAUAAAAAUAACUGAUAAUUGAUGAUUAACAACCAGGUGGAACGGCAGUAAGACGAGUCGGCAGAGUUUUCGUCUGAUUGUGAAAUAACAGGUGUACAUUUUCAGCUUUAAAAGUGCAAAAGACCCUCAAACACGUCAGAUCUCCUAUUUUUCUAUCAAUCUCUAUUUUUGUACAGUUUGUCUUUGACUGAUGUAGCAGGCCAAGAUCCAAAGCUGUGCUGUUGAGUCUGUAUUGUGUGCGUGGUGUGUGCGAAUAUGUGGGGUUUUUUUUUGGCUGAUGAAGAGCGGCGCAGGUGGACACGUUGUUCAGAUUUAACUCGUGUUCGGUCGGACGUGCGCUCUGAGCUGUUUCAUGGGUUUUCUGUUGCUCCAAAGAGAUUGUUUCAUUGUUCUUCAUGUGUUUUUAAAUGCCGUCCUGUUGGGACAUGAAAAUAAUGGUUGUGAUAAAUGUGUCCAAGAUGACGAACAUGAGAAUUAAAAACAGAGAAAGACCAACAAAC